AGCCCCCGGGGAAGCUCCUCCCGACCUCCAGGGGGCGCCGCGCCGCGCCGGGACGAGCGCCCGGCCCAAAGACAUUUCCGGCUCGGUCGGCACAUGGCGGGGGACGGCGGGGCGGCGGGUCCGGCCGCCUCUCGGGAGCUGCUGACCGUGGGGCGCCGAGGAGGGCUGGAAGAAACUUUAUUGAUUAGUUCAAAAUGCAGCAGCAAGAAGGCCACAACUUUACAGACAGUUCGGAUGCCAAGGAGUAAUGUUUUGGACCGAGUACAGAGCUUUUUACCACAGAUGGCGCAUGCAAAUGAUGAACUAAGAAGAAAAAUGGUAACAGCACCAGCUCAUCAGUUUGAUAUUGAAAAUCUCGACAGUGCAACAGAUAAAGUUAUAGAAAUGAAUGUGGCUGUAGUUGAACUGAGCGAUUCUGAUACAGAUGAAGAGAUACUAACUUCAGAAGAUGACUCGGAAUCUGAAGAUGACUGUGUAACUGAUGAAGUGACAAUAGACAACAUCAAGUUUCCUAAACAAAAGGGAGAAAAGGGCAAAAUAGAAAUUCUGGACAGCAAAGUGAAUGAGUAAAUCCAUUUUAUGUUACUUUAAAAAAAAAGACACAGAAAAAAAGGCCCAAACCCAAAUUACGUUGUCCUGCUUUGAAGACGUGGCCCUUAAACUACCUUGUUUCCUAACAUAGCAUCCCUCAGGAUCAUGUGAAAUGCUAUGGUUUACAUGGUGCAGAAUUCAGGAUCAACUCAUGACUGACACAAGCUGGAUUUCUGAGGAGUUAAGUACGGUUUUAUUUGUCAAACAACAUGGAAAUGAAUUUCAUUGUGGGUUAGACUAAGGAAGGAACUGGAAUUUGGGGCAUUUGAAUUAGUUAAAAUUCUUGUUCUGUUGCUUUAUUGAAAGAUUUUUGGAGUUCACUAGAGGUGUUUGCUUCAAGGACAGGAAAGAGUUAACUAGGAAAAAGGCUUUUUUUUAUUAUAUUCCAUGUCCUAUGAAGUGUUAUGUACAAUGUCUUCCAUAUUAAACAUUAUCUUCAAGUACGUUAGAGGUACAUCUGCCUUGCAUUCAUGAUAAUAACUGUUGGGCACUAAAGCAGCGGUUGAGGUCAUUUCAAGAUGAUGUCAGACAGGUAAGCACAGCCGUGACUCAGGAGAGAGUUCUGCAAAGGAUUAUUUACCCUCCGCACCUGCCUCCCCCGAGCUUUGCCUCACCACAGGUAGCUUAAUCGCUCAUAUCUGGAAUGUUCGUGGCUGUGGUGUGGAUACCUUUGGCUCUUAAACGCUCAACUCUGCCUCUCUGCUGUUAGUUGCUUUAAGCUACACUUUUCAUCUCCAGCUUUCCCUGCCACCUUUCUGUCCUCUCCAUUUUAACAACUGUCACUGCCAAAAGAAUAAAAAGGUGACUUUUUAGUUGGCCUGUACUUAGGCUAGCUUGAAACAAUUGUGAAACUGAAAUUGGUGAAAAAAUAUCGAUUCAUACUUACCUCAGAUUGAUCAAAUACAAUGACUUAGGCUGUUGUAUCUCCUUCAUGCAUUUCAGAAGUAUCUCAUGCUCCUGGGUGUCAUAGUUUGUUUCUUAAAGGAACUUUGUAUUUUCUACACCAUUAAAGUAAAAUUUUGUAUUGCA
This is a messenger RNA of Columba livia (rock pigeon), 1620 nucleotides long. RefSeq names its product NOP protein chaperone 1 (gene NOPCHAP1). The transcript has 4 exons. The coding region runs from base 94 to 570 and encodes 158 amino acids. The record is from RefSeq and is a predicted model, not a curated record. Gene Ontology annotation, molecular function: box C/D methylation guide snoRNP complex binding. Gene Ontology annotation, biological process: box C/D snoRNP assembly. NCBI's taxonomy places the organism in Eukaryota, Metazoa, Chordata, Aves, Columbiformes, Columbidae.